GGCAUGCUAAGGCACAUGAAAAUCAACAAGGUGCUUGGUGACAGCCAGCAUGGCUUCACUAAGGGGAAAUCCUGCCUGACCAAUUUGGUGGCCUUCUAUGAUGGGGCUACGGAACUGAUGGACAGGGGUAGAGCAGUUGAUGUCAUCUACCUGGACUUGCGCAAAGUGUUCAACACUGUCCCACACAACAUCCUUGUCUCUAAAUUGGAGAGACAUCAAUUUGAUGGAUGGACCACUUGGUGGAUAAAGAACUGGCUGGAUGGCCUCAUGCAAAGAGUUGUGGUCAGUGGCUCAGGGUGGAACCCAUCUAUAUUUCUGGAGUGACAGGAGGAUCCCAAGAGUUGACUGUGCUGGAGGCUGAAAUCAGCCUGACUGGGAGGGAAUGGCAAAAGCACCCCAUUGUGACUGGUCCAGAGGAUCCAUGCAUCCUCACCAUAGACUACCUCAGGAGAGGGUACUUCAAAGACCCGAAAGGGUACCAAUGGGCUUUUGGUAUUGCUGCUUUGGAGACUGAGGAAAUUGAGCAGCUGUCCACCUUGCCUGGCCUCUCAGAGGAUCCUUCUGUUGUGGAGUUGCUGAAGGUCAAAGAACAACAAAUGCCAAUCACGACCACAACAGUGCACCAGUGGCAAUAUCUCACCAACCGGGACUCCCUGAUUCCCAUCCAUCAGCUGAUCCGUAGACUGGAGAGUCAGGGAGUGAUCAGCAGGACCCACUCGCCCUUCAAUAGCCCCAUAUGGCCAGUGCGAAAGUCUAAUGGAGAAUGGAGACUAACAGUAGACUAUCGUGGCCUGAAUGAAGUCACACCACCAUUGAGUGCUGCCGUACUGGACAUGCUAGAACUUCAGUAUGAACUAGAGUCAAAGGCAGCCAAGUGGUAUGCCACAAUUGAUAUUGCCAAUGCAUUUUUCUCAAUUCCUUUGGCAGCAGAGUGCAGGCCACAGUUUGCUUUUACUUGGAGGGGGCGUCCAGUACACGUGGAACCGACUGCCCCAGGGGUGGAAACACAGCCCUACCAUCUGCUAUGGACUGAUCCAGACUGCACUGGAACAGGGGCAAGCUCCAAAACACCUGCAAUACAUUGAUGACAUUAUUGUGUGGGGCGAUACAGCGGAAGAAGUCUUUGAGAAAGGGAGGAAAAUAAUCCAAAUCCUGCUGAAAGCCGGUUUUGCCAUAAAACGGAGUAAGGUCAAGGGACCUGCACAGGAGAUUCAAUUUUUGGGAAUAAAAUGGCAAGAUGGACGUCACCAGAUCUCCACAGAUAUGAUCAACAAGAUAACAGCAAUGUCUCCACCAACUAAUAAGGAAGAAACACAAGCUUUCUUGGGUGCUGUGGGGUUCUGGAGAAUGAACAUCCUAAAUUACAGUUCGAUUGUAAGCCCUAUCAUGUGACCCAGAAGAAGAAUGAUUUUAAAUGGGGCCCUGAACAACAACAAGCCUUUGAGCAAAUUAAACGUGAGAUAGUUCAUGCAGUAGCCCU
Molecule: messenger RNA, 1480 nt
Organism: Pezoporus occidentalis (night parrot)
Lineage: Eukaryota; Metazoa; Chordata; Aves; Psittaciformes; Psittacidae
Exons: 2
Coding region: 228-1085 (285 amino acids)
Source: RefSeq, a predicted model, not a curated record